CGAUACAAACUUCGGUUCUUACACAUCCCUAGCCUCCACCUGAAAUAACCAACCUGCCGUAAUUUUAAUUAAAAUUACACAAUGUCCGAGGAAAAGAAAAACGGCGAUGAAUUAAACGACCUGCUGGACAGUGCUCUGCAGGAUUUCGACAAAAGCGGCAGUGGCGACAAGGAGGAGAAGGCCAAGGCCGCGGAUGGAGCAGCCACCGAGGGAGCCGCGGGCUCUGACGACCCUGAUGCGUUUUUCAUUGAGCAGGCCAAGGUGUUGGCCGAUCGCAUGAACACGCUUUUCGGGGGCCCUAACACUCCCACCGGUGAUAUUCCGCCUCUUCCGCAAGAUCCCGACCAGAUCAUGGCCGGGUUCAAGAAGAUGGCCGAGGCAGCGGCCCUCACAUUGAGUGGCGAAAACUCGGCCACCGACGAGGACGUUUCGAAGUAUUCCGACAGCAUUUCACAGGCCCUGAAGGGUUUGCAGGAGGGAUCAGAGAACCUAACCGCGCCUGCAUCCGAGAACGACAUUGCCAGCAUGUUUGGCUCCCUGAACCUCGACGGAACCGGCGAGGCCGAUGGCAACAUGUUCCUGCCCUUCAUGGAGGGCAUGAUGCAGAGCCUACUCUCUGCAGAGAUCCUACUGCCAAGCAUCCGGGAGCUGCUGGAGAAAUACCCGAAGUACCUCGAGGAGAACGACGCCAAGCUGUCGGCCGAGGACAAGGAAAGAUACCAGAAGCAAAUGGAGCUGUACAAGGUGAUCGAGGGGCAUUUACAGAGUGAGAAGCCUGAAGAUUCGGCCACCGUGAAGAGAGAAAAGUUCCGUGUGGUGCUAGACGAUAUGCGGAAGCUGCAGGACUAUGGACAGCCGCCACCAGAGAUUCUGGCCGAGACGGGCGGUGAUCUGCCCUUCGCCGAUCCCACAGCCGCUGUUGCCGGUGUCGGCGGUCCCAAUCCACAGUGCCCCACCAUGUAGUCGGUGGCGGAGACCAUUCGUCUCGUGGUGUGCCAAUUGGUUAACUGUUGAGUGUUGCACAUUUAGGCUAAGCAAUUUGUAUUUUAUUUAACUCCCGACAAAACAAUGUGGCGGUCGCUUUUGGUUAUUACUCUCUUCAAGAAAACUCGUCAAUUGUA
Messenger RNA from Drosophila serrata, 1121 nucleotides. It is a transcript of the gene Pex19, whose product is annotated as peroxisomal biogenesis factor 19. Gene Ontology annotation, biological process: protein import into peroxisome membrane. NCBI's taxonomy places the organism in Eukaryota, Metazoa, Arthropoda, Insecta, Diptera, Drosophilidae. Gene Ontology annotation, cellular component: peroxisomal membrane; peroxisome. The record is from RefSeq and is a predicted model, not a curated record.